Messenger RNA from Aspergillus clavatus NRRL 1, 630 nucleotides. RefSeq lists its product as uncharacterized. NCBI's taxonomy places the organism in Eukaryota, Fungi, Ascomycota, Eurotiomycetes, Eurotiales, Aspergillaceae. Gene Ontology annotation, molecular function: carboxylic ester hydrolase activity. The transcript has 4 exons. The coding region runs from base 1 to 630 and encodes 209 amino acids. The record is from RefSeq and is a predicted model, not a curated record.
AUGGAGUUCGGAAACGCAGUUGGGCCCCCAUGGAACGGCACGGACUGGCACCAGCCGAUGUAUGACCGGAUAGUGAAUAGAACUGGCUGCUCGGCUUCCCCGGACACCCUCCAAUGCCUCCGCGAGGUCCCAUAUGGAACCAUCUACAACAAUGCAAACGAAGGCCUUGAAUGGUCCGCUGCCGUCGACGGCACCUUCUUCGAGGAAUAUCCCCAGAUCAGUUAUAGCGAGAGGGGACUAGCCAAGAUCCCGAUCCUCCUUGGAACCAACACGGACGAAGAGUGCAUUGCGCAGCUCAUCACCUCGAAACGCUGGGUCAUCAACCGCGAGGAAGCCACGCAGCUGCUCACAUACCACGCCAAUGACCCUGCUCUGGAAUGUCCGUACGGCUGGGGAAAUGUGACAUGGCCGAAGCUCGGGCUUAUGUACAAACGCUAUGCAUCGAUGGCGGGGGAUCUGACCAUGCGCGGACCGAGACGGCUACUGGCGCAGACCUUGGCCAGGUAUGAGAAACAGGUGUACUCAUACCGAUGGGAUGUAGCUGCCCUGAACACGAGUAGUACCAUUGGCGUUGGGUAUUUCGCAGAGAUCCCCUUGUUCUUUUCGAAUCCAGCGCAAGACAUAACAUAA